CGGGCCCGCGUUCUGGGUGGCGUCCUCGUCCGGCGUGGGCCGGGGCUGGCAGGCUGCGGGGCUCGGCCGCCGGGAGGGUCGGGCUGUAGAGGCUCCGCGCCCUGCCGUGGGCGCCCCCGUCUACCUCUGGCGGAGGCCCCGCCCGGUCACGCCGACCUCUCCGGUGCAGCCACCGCGCUGAGAUCUGGAGCCACGGCCUCCCUGCUUCUCCGUAACCACCAGCAACCAGCUUGCCCGGCUCCGGUCCAGGGGUUCCCCUGACCUCCGGGCGAGCGUCCCUCUAUGACAUGGUACAUUACGGCCACUCCAACCAGCUGCGCCAGGCACGGGCCAUGGGCGACUACCUCAUCGUAGGCGUGCACACUGAUGAGGAGAUCGCCAAGCACAAGGGGCCCCCGGUGUUCACUCAGGAGGAGAGAUACAAGAUGGUGCAGGCCAUCAAAUGGGUGGACGAGGUGGUGCCAGCGGCUCCCUACGUCACUACGCUAGAGACCCUGGACAAAUACAACUGUGACUUCUGUGUUCAUGGCAAUGACAUCACCCUGACUGUAGAUGGCCGGGACACCUAUGAGGAAGUGAAGCAGGCUGGGAGGUACAGAGAAUGCAAGCGCACGCAAGGGGUGUCCACCACAGACCUCGUGGGCCGCAUGCUGCUGGUAACCAAAGCCCAUCACAGCAGCCAGGAGAUGUCCUCUGAGUACCGGGAGUAUGCAGACAGUUUUGGCAAGCCCCCUCACCCGAUACCCGCCGGGGACAUACUUUCCUCAGAAGGCUGCUCCCAGUGCCCUGGUGGGCGGAACCCGUGGACCGGGGUAUCCCAGUUCCUGCAGACAUCUCAGAAGAUCAUCCAGUUUGCUUCUGGGAAGGAGCCCCAGCCAGGGGAGACAGUCAUCUAUGUGGCUGGUGCCUUCGACCUGUUCCACAUCGGGCACGUGGACUUCCUGGAGAAGGUGCAUAGGCUGGCGGAGAGGCCCUACAUCAUCGCGGGCUUACACUUUGACCAGGAGGUCAAUCACUACAAGGGGAAGAACUACCCCAUCAUGAAUCUGCAUGAGCGGACCCUGAGCGUGCUGGCCUGCCGGUACGUGUCAGAAGUGGUGAUUGGGGCCCCGUACGCGGUCACAGCAGAGCUCCUGAGUCACUUCAAGGUGGACCUGGUGUGUCACGGCAAGACAGAAAUCAUCCCUGACAGGGAUGGCUCCGACCCAUACCAGGAGCCCAAGAGAAGGGGCAUCUUCCGUCAGAUUGACAGUGGCAGCAACCUCACCACAGACCUCAUCGUCCAGCGGAUCAUCACCAACAGGUUGGAGUAUGAGGCGCGAAACCAGAAGAAGGAAGCCAAGGAGCUGGCCUUCCUGGAGGCCGCCAGGCGGCAGGCGGCACAACCCCUGGGGGAGCGCGAUGGCGACUUCUGACCUGGCGGAGACCCUGGCCGGCCCUCCCCCUGCUCUGCUUCUGCGCCUUCUGCGUUUGGACAUAGGACUCUGCAGGGCCGCCCUCUCUAACUGGCCUGGCUCUGGAAGGGCUGGUGAGGACUCUGCCUCCUGCCUGCCUUCAAGGUGCCUGGUUUGCAGCAGGCUCUCCGCCCUUUCCAGCAAAGCUGCUCAGAGAGGGUGUCCAGCACAGUGGAGAGGCCAGCAGCGAGACGGGCAGAUGGCACCUGCGGCCUGAAAUGCACCGCUCCUGCGUGCGCCCCCACCUGGUCCCCGGAUGCCCCCACCACCUGGACAGAGGCCACACUGACUGCCCACCCAGCUGUGGCGGGAGGUGCAGAGCAGAGGGCUUUAGGGAGCAGUGACUGUGGUCACCCCUUUAGUUCUCUGGGUGUAGACCACACCACGUCCUACUUGGCACACCCCAACAGUGUCCUGCCACCCGGCGCCUGGCUCCAGGAAAACACGCUUGCCUUCCUUCCCGGCAGCUUUGCCGCUCUCCUUAUGGACUCUGUUCUGUUUGUACAUGGCUGAUGUAAAUCUCUUUGGUACAACCGAAUAAAGCCUGGUGGCAGUGCUGUGCGGGGCUCCCAGCCCUGCUGGGAAGGACCAGGGAACCACCUAGCAAGGAGAGCCUCUUGGCCCUGCUGCCACCAUGCACCCAGCA
Pongo pygmaeus (Bornean orangutan) is the source of this 2100-nucleotide messenger RNA. It is a transcript of the gene PCYT2, whose product is annotated as phosphate cytidylyltransferase 2, ethanolamine. The transcript is spliced from 14 exons. Gene Ontology annotation, molecular function: ethanolamine-phosphate cytidylyltransferase activity. The record is from RefSeq and is a predicted model, not a curated record. Lineage: Eukaryota; Metazoa; Chordata; Mammalia; Primates; Hominidae. Gene Ontology annotation, cellular component: cytoplasm. The coding region runs from base 288 to 1415 and encodes 375 amino acids. Gene Ontology annotation, biological process: phosphatidylethanolamine biosynthetic process.